UUAUCCGUUCAAUGUGUCUAUCUCUCUAUCCUUCUCUCUCUCUCUCUCUCUUUCUCCGCCCUUCAAAGCAGCAUCUCCGUGCGAGCCGCGGGUAUUAUUAGAGAGAAGGGGGGGCUGGAGAGGAGAACAGCGUUGUUAUCAUCGUCAGACACGGGGGCGAGCGAGCGAGGGGCCGUAUAGGAGAGAGAUUCUGUUAUAUCGUGCUAUUCCACUACAACCAUAAACACCGUCACGUCGUUAAUUAAGCAUUGAUUAUUAAUUCGUUUUUAAGAAUGGAAGGCAUGGCGUAUGGAGCCGGUAAAGCGGGAGGCGCGUUUGACCCCCAGAUGUUCGUCCGACAGCCUCAUUCGGUCUUGAGGAUGGUGUCUUGGGUUUUCUCCAUCGUGAUCUUCGGCUCGAUUGCGAACGAAGGCUACGUGAAUCGCCCGGAUGAGGUGGAGGAGUAUUGCAUCUUCAACCGGAACCACAACGCCUGUAACUAUGGCGUUACCAUGGGGACGCUGGCCUUCCUGUGCUGCCUGGCCUUCCUCGCCCUCGACGUCUACUUCCCUCAGAUCAGCAGCGUCAAGGAUCGCAAGAAAGCUGUGCUGGCGGACGUGGGUGUGUCCGCGUUCUGGUCCUUCAUGUGGUUCGUGGGCUUCUGUCUCCUGACCAAUCAAUGGCAGGUGUCCAAGCCAGAGGACAACCCCCUGAAGGAGGGUGCAGACGCAGCGAGAGCCUCCAUCACCUUCUCCUUCUUCUCCAUCUUCACCUGGGGAGCCCAAGCUCUGUUGUCUCUCGAGAAGCUUAAGAGCAUCUCCUUUGAAGAAGAGUACAAUCGACUCUUUAUACCUCAACCCACUCUCCCUCAGGCCUAACCACCCCUCCUUCCAGAGAUUCUCACACCUUGGUACAGUCCAAGUCUUAGGAACUCAACCUGAGCUGGACCAACCCAAAUUCUGUUGUUGUUGUGUGCGGGGGGGUGUCAGGAAGUCUUGGGACACCAGCAAUAGUUCAGUCAAUUCUAGCCCAUUCUAGUAUUUGUUACAUCCAUCAUCAUUAUUAUUAUUAUUAUUAUUAUUAUUAUUAUUAUUAUUAUUAUUAUUAUUUAUUUCUUAACAGACGCUUUUAUCCAGGGCGACUUCCAAUUGUUACAAGAUAUCACAUUAUUUUUACAUACAAUUCCCCAUUUAUACAGUUGGGU
Molecule: messenger RNA, 1183 nt
Organism: Acipenser ruthenus (sterlet)
Lineage: Eukaryota; Metazoa; Chordata; Actinopteri; Acipenseriformes; Acipenseridae
Product: synaptogyrin-1-like
Exons: 4
Coding region: 273-857 (194 amino acids)
Cellular component (GO): neuromuscular junction; synaptic vesicle membrane
Source: RefSeq, a predicted model, not a curated record